Lineus longissimus is the source of this 2402-nucleotide messenger RNA. RefSeq names its product acid-sensing ion channel 1C-like. The record is from RefSeq and is a predicted model, not a curated record. Lineage: Eukaryota; Metazoa; Nemertea; Pilidiophora; Heteronemertea; Lineidae. Gene Ontology annotation, molecular function: ligand-gated sodium channel activity. Gene Ontology annotation, cellular component: plasma membrane. Gene Ontology annotation, biological process: sodium ion transmembrane transport. The transcript is spliced from 6 exons. Bases 236 to 1840 code for a protein of 534 amino acids.
AACUUGUCCAAAGAACUUCAUGUAGCUGUUGGUACAUGUUAGUCCAUAGUUUGUUGGAGUCUCAGAGAGUUCACACGGUGUUGGUAAACUGUCUGAAUUUUAUUGACCAGUAGAGGAAUUUAUCGCAGGAUUCCAAAUUUCUACAAACCAUUGAAAUUUUUUGCUGAUAUCCGAACAUUCAGAGCUACAUUGUACCUUUGAAUCGAAAAUGAUGAGAAGGACAUCCAGUUAGCCUAUGGUACUAGCCGUGAGAAUCAAAGGAACAUUCGCGAUAGAACGCAGCAAACUAGGCACAAUGACUAAAGACAGGACAGUGACGACCAAGAUAGGCACACGGGACGCCUGGGACAGUCCACCGGAUUAUGGCGAAUCUGGCGGCAUAACCAUCGAGAAGGGUCCGCCAAAAAGCAAGAAGACAUGGAUGACCGCCAUGUCUGCCGUGACAGCGGUGAAGGCCUUCAAGGACCCGUACCCCGUGGAAAGGGUAGAGAAGACCCCGGUUGACCCGUUAGAAUGCGAAGCCAAGGAUCCCACCUUCUUUCAACAUUUCUGUUCACGGGUGGAAAUCGCUGGCAUAAAGAAAGUCUCUGAUCCCGAAUACGGUAUAUUUCGUCGUCUGCUUUGGCUGAUGUUGAUCUUGGGAUGUUUGGGAUUUGGCAUCUUCCAAUGUACCAUCCAGAUGGCGCAGUUCUUCAACCGGCCAAUCAGGGUCAAGGUCAACGUGUCACGUGCCAAGGCGCUUGAGUUUCCGACCUUGACCUUCUGCAAUUUUAACCUCUAUAAGGAGAGUGCAACUGAAAAAGCAGGGAUAACUGGGUUGCUUUUCGUAAUCGUGAAUCAGAUAGAUGGGGCGGACUUGACGCCUUACGACAUGAAGAACUUCAACUGGACGGAAAAUUAUAUUCAUUUUGGCCACCAGAAGAAAGACUCCAUUGUGAUGUGUUCCUUUCAACAUAAGACUUGCACGGAGGCCAAUUUUAGGCAGCUCACCACCGACAUGGGCUGGUGUUUCCAGUUUAACUACGAGAAUCCGUUGCUGAAAGUUGAGAAUGCUGGCACCGAUUUCGCUCUCCAACUUCAUCUGUAUGUCGAGACGGAAGAAUAUCUGGUGAGCGCCAAUGGCCCUGGCAUGGGCUUCAAGGUGUUGCCUCAUGAUCUGUACGACAUCCCCCUGAUGAGACCCUCGGGGAUAGCGGUCAGUCCAGGAAUGAUGACUUUCAUUGGACUCAAGAAGAGGAAGGUCGAGAAGCUUGCGGCACCCCACGGCACUUGCGGGUCCAAGCCAUUGAAGUACUUCGCCAACUACUCCACAUCAGCCUGCCUCGUUGAGUGCAAUACGGAUUACAUCGCUGAACAUUGUGGAUGCAAACUUGACUACCAGCCCGGUAACUUCUCGUUCUGCAAUCCCAAGGACAUGUACGACUGUGCCUUCGACCGGUCCAAGCUGUUUGUCAGCGACCCAAACCAGACCUGUACGGACGCGUGCCCAGACGAGUGCAAGUCGACCACCUACGAAACCGACUGGUCGGCCAUAGAUAUCAAGCCGGACUACUACGAAGGGGUUAUCUAUAAAGGCAACUUGUCCCACACUUACAACAAGAAUGUCACUCCAGAGAGCAUGGCCAAGAACCUUGCCGUCGUCUAUAUCUUCUACCGCGAUAUGAACGUGGAGGAGACGGUCCAGCAACCUGCUUACUCCUCCUUCGAUAUGUUCUGCGACGUUGGGGGUACCUUCGGCCUCGUUCUCGGCGCCAGUGUACUCACUUUCAUCGACAUCGUGGACUUCCUUGUCUACUAUUUCGUCACUCGGAAAAUGACGCAGAAGGUUGCAGUAAAUUAAAAAGUACAUGUAGUAAAUCAGAUGUCAGAAUGUGACAGACAUUUUGGGGGAACCACCAUGACAAAACAAAUACCGCCUUGAUGUUGCACUGCUGUUAGUGGCCGCCAUCUUGAAUUGGAGAAUCAGUAAACCGAGUUUGACUUCCUUUGCAACAAUGGUUACCAAUGAUUGUGAUUUUCAAAAGCUGAAAAACAAUCAUUUGUGAGAGUGCAUACUAUACAAUUUUUAUGUAGUCGAGUGAAGGGUUGUGUAGUUAUGGAAUUAACCUAACUGAGUUUAUCGCCGUGUCAACAAACAUCGCAAGUCAUUCUCCACCCUCGAAUACUAGAGUCAGUCGUAAUGCCGAGUAUUGCCCUGAAGUUCAGGAUGGGCAUUUUCCUAAGCAGGCAUGAUAUAUGUAAGCAUAUUCUCUACGACAGUAUCAGCUUCCACGUUGUAUUAGUCACUGUGUAUUAUAUACAUUGCAAUCGCGUAGUGUUAUCGAACUAAAAUAUGGCCUUGGCCACAGAUUCGUACUCUGGGGAUAAAAUUACAAAAGCCUAUUUCGUUUAAAACAAAACAG